GGCAUAUAACCUCCAGAAAUUCAAGAAGAACACCAAUUCCUACCUGAUUUCCCUUGGUUCUCACGAUGUUCUCUGAACAUUACAGGAUAUCCCUUUUCGAGGGAACCAGAACAUAAAAAAAAGUUAUUAUAAAAAAACUGAAUAUUUUUCAAAACUUCAUAUGGAGUUUUCUUCUUGAAUUAAGUCAAUGAAUCACUUCCACAAAUAUCAGCAUGUCCUCAAGGAACACCCUGUAUAUCUAGGGCACUAAAACGCAAUCACCAACUAAUAACGUUCGAUUAUCUAACAAGGCCUUAUCUGAGAGCAGUGGCGAAAGAUAUUGAGAGUGCACCUGAUGCGUAGGCACCUGGGUUCGUGUGGGGUCCCACCCGGACUCCGGACUUUUCCAGGAUAUAAAAGCGGUCCCGGACCUGGACGGUGUCACUCUGUCAUUCACCCCGCAUCCAGUUAUGUUGCGGUCAGCGUUGGUUAUCCUGGCGGUUAUCGCCGCCAUUGUGGUUGUUGAGGGGGCCCCUAAAGAGGUUGCACUCUUCAGACAAAUCGCAGUACGAAAUCCCAGUGAUCCUGAUGAGUCCAGUUACAGCUUCGGACAAGACAGUUCCAUUGGUACAAGCCUGAACAACAUGGAAGGUCAAAGAUUGAUUGGCAGAAGCAUAGAUAACAUUGCUGGAGGCAGUUUGAUCGGCAGGAGCAUUGAUAAUAUCGGAGGAGGCAGUUUGAUUGGUAGGAGUCUAGACAAUAUUGGGGGACGUCAACGGCUGAUUGGUAGGAGAGUAGAUAACAUUGGAGGAGGUAGCUUGAUUGGCAGAAGUCUUGACAAUGUUGCAGGAGGCAAUUUGAUUGGCAGAAGCAUAGACAACAUUGCUGGAGGCAGUUUGAUCGGCAGGAGCAUUGAUAACAUUGGGGGAGCCAGUUUGAUUGGUAGAAGUAUUGAUAAUAUUGGAGGAGGCAGUUUGAUUGGUAGAAGUAUAGACGAUAUUGGAGGUGCCAGUUUGAUUGGUAGAAGCAUUGAUAAUAUUGGAGGAGGCAGUUUGAUUGGCAGAAGUAUAGACGAUAUUGGAGGUGGUGGAUUGAUUGGUAGAAGCAUAGAUAACAUUGCAGGAGGCAAUUUGAUUGGCAGAAGCAUAGAUAACAUUGCUGGAGGCAGUUUGAUCGGCAGGAGCAUUGAUAAUAUUGGAGGAGGCAGUUUGAUUGGUAGGAGUCUAGACAAUAUUGGGGGACGUCAACGGCUGAUUGGUAGGAGAGUAGAUAACAUUGGAGGAGGUAGCUUGAUUGGCAGAAGUCUUGACAAUAUUGCAGGAGGCAAUUUGAUUGGCAGAAGCAUAGACAACAUUGCUGGAGGCAGUUUGAUCGGCAGGAGCAUUGAUAACAUUGGGGGAGCCAGUUUGAUUGGUAGGAGCAUUGAUAAUAUUGGAGGAGGCAGUUUGAUUGGCAGAAGAAUAGACGAUAUUGGAGGUGGUGGAUUGAUUGGUAGAAGCAUAGAUAACAUUGCAGGAGGCAAUUUGAUUGGCAGAAGCAUAGAUAACAUUGCUGGGGGCAGUUUGAUCGGCAGGAGCAUUGAUAACAUUGAAGGAGGCAGUUUGAAUGGCAGAAGCAUUGAUAAUAUUGGGGGAGGCAGUUUGAUUGGUAGGAGUUUAGACAAUAUUGGAGGAGGUCAAAGGUUGAUUGGCAGGAGGGUAGAUAAAAUUGGAGGCGGCAGUUUGAUUGGCAGAAGUAUCGACGAUAUUGGAGGAGGUGGACUGAUUGGUAGAAGCAUAGAUAACAUUGCAGGAGGAAAUUUGAUUGGCAGGAGCAUAGAUAAUAUUGCUGGAGGCAGUUUGAUCGGCAGGAGCAUUGAUAACAUUGGAGGAGGCAGUUUGAUUGGUAGGAGUUUAGACAAUAUCGGAGGAGGUCAGAGGUUGAUUGGCAGAAGCAUAGAUAAUAUUGCUGGAGGCAGUUUGAUCGGCAGGAGCAUUGAUAACAUUGGAGGAGGCAGCUUGAUUGGUAGGAGUUUAGACAAUAUUGGAGGAGGUCAGAGGUUGAUUGGCAGGAGGGUAGAUAACAUUGGAGGCGGUAGUUUGAUUGGAAGAAGUAUCGACGAUAUUGGAGGUGGUGGACUCAUUGGCAGAAGCAUCGACAAUAUUGGAGGAGGUAGUUUGAUUGGUAGGAGUCUAGAUAAUAUUGGAGGACAAAGAUUGAUUGGUAGGAGAGUAGAUAACAUCGGGGGAGGUCAAAGAUUGAUUGGUAGGAGAGUAGAUAAUAUCGGAGGAAGUAGUUUGAUUGGCAGGAGCAUAGAUAAAAUUGCAGGAGGCAGUUUGAUUGGCAGAAGCAUAGAUGGCAUUGGAGGAGGUGGUUUGAUUGGUAGAAACUUGAAUGAUGUUUAGGAAGAUCGAUCCAUUUAAAUAUGAUGGAAGUGAUAAUUUGUAAAUAUUUGAAAAAGUCUGAGUUAAUAUAUUCUGAGUUGUAUU
Molecule: messenger RNA, 2447 nt
Organism: Phaedon cochleariae (mustard beetle)
Lineage: Eukaryota; Metazoa; Arthropoda; Insecta; Coleoptera; Chrysomelidae
Source: the annotation of a GenBank genome assembly